Molecule: messenger RNA, 1053 nt
Organism: Camelus dromedarius (Arabian camel)
Lineage: Eukaryota; Metazoa; Chordata; Mammalia; Artiodactyla; Camelidae
Gene: SRP19
Product: signal recognition particle 19
Exons: 5
Coding region: 218-652 (144 amino acids)
Biological process (GO): SRP-dependent cotranslational protein targeting to membrane, signal sequence recognition; SRP-dependent cotranslational protein targeting to membrane
Cellular component (GO): signal recognition particle, endoplasmic reticulum targeting
Molecular function (GO): 7S RNA binding
Source: RefSeq, a predicted model, not a curated record
GAGGAGGAGGUUCCAACGCCACAUCACAAACUAGAGAGCCCUGCAGCGAGCGACAGGUGCCGGAACAAACGAACUGUGAAAAGCCGCGGGCGCGUAGGCGUUUCGGGGGGCAGGACUUCCGCCGGAAACGGUGUGGUCUGGCCACUCUCAGGAGCCGAGUUCCGGCCGGUUUUUUACCUGCUGGUCGGGUGUUGACGCUGUCUGGACGCGUGGGAAGAUGGCUUGCGCCGCCGCUCGGUCCCCGGCCGACCAGGACAGGUUCAUUUGUAUCUAUCCUGCUUAUUUAAAUAACAAGAAGACCAUCGCGGAGGGGAGGCGAAUCCCCAUAAGUAAGGCUGUUGAAAAUCCUACAGCUACAGAGAUUCAAGAUGUAUGCUCAGCAGUUGGACUUAAUGUAUUUCUUGAGAAAAAUAAAAUGUACUCUAGAGAAUGGAAUCGUGAUCUUCAGUACAGGGGCAGAGUCCGGGUCCAGCUCAAACAGGAAGAUGGCAGCCUCUGUCUUGUACAGUUCCCAUCACGUAAGUCAGUAAUGUUGUAUGUUGCGGAAAUGAUACCUAAACUAAAAACAAGGACGCAGAAAACAGGUGGUGGUGACCAAAGUCUUCAGCAAGGAGAGGGAAGUAAAAAAGGGAAAGGAAAGAAGAAGAAGUGACCUGGUGUGAGAAUCAAGGAUGUGGUACUACUGUAAGAGACAUGAGUGGAGGCUUCUAAUUUGAGAGAAAACAGAAGCAUCUUGUUUGCAUCAUUUAACUGAACUGUGAACAUUUGCCUCCCAGCUUCAGCAUCAGAAUUGACAAUGAAAUAAAUUCACAUCAGAAGUUUGCAUCUAGCUCUUAUGCAGUAUAAAAGAAAAAAAAUUUGGGGGGCUUUUAAACACAGUUUUUGUGGAAGAAAAAUAUUUUUAAGUGGGCAGUCCACCGACUCUACCAUAAGUUACUUGAAAUCCUGUAUCUGUUUGUCCUUUAUGUGAACAUGUUUCAGAUAAAUGAGUUUGAUAUUUGAAAUACACAUUUUCUUCAUCUUUUAAGUUAAUGAAAUAAAAUUUGAAACAGA